Messenger RNA from Bicyclus anynana (squinting bush brown), 1713 nucleotides. RefSeq lists its product as uncharacterized. Bases 89 to 1648 code for a protein of 519 amino acids. The record is from RefSeq and is a predicted model, not a curated record. Lineage: Eukaryota; Metazoa; Arthropoda; Insecta; Lepidoptera; Nymphalidae. Gene Ontology annotation, cellular component: extracellular matrix. The transcript is spliced from 6 exons.
UGUUAAGGAAAGCAAAUAAUUCGCAGCUUGAGCUUUGACCUUGCACAUUAAAAGUCAAAUACUAUAAAAGAAAUACUUUGCAAGUAAUAUGCAUCAGUCGAACGACUACUUUCCCAAUAUGUACUCCAAAAUCAUCGCAUUGAGCGCUGUAUUGGCGGUUUCAUCCGCUGGGCUAGUGCCCGCUGCGCAUUACUCGUCAGCCGCCGCCGUAUCUUCCCAAAGCAUCGUCCGUCAUGACCAGGGCCAUGGUAUCGCUGCAGCACCCGUCGCAUACCACGCCGCUCCCUUGGCUUACUCCGCCCCCGUCGCCUACGCCGCCCCAGCCCGCCUCUCCGGUCACGCCGCUGUUUCUUCCCAAAACAUCGUCCGUCACGACCAAGGCCAUAGAACUAUUGCCGUUGCCGCCCCAGUAGCAUACUCUGCCCCAGUCGCCUACGCCGCUCCCCCUCACUACUCAUCAGCUGCUGCUGUCUCAUCCCAAAGUAUUGUCCGUCAUGAUCAACCCCACGGCAUUGCUGCCGCUCGGGUAGCAUAUGCCGCCCCAGUAGCCUACUCUGCCCCAGUCGCCUACGCCGCUCCUCGUCUGUCCGGCCAUGCUGUCUCUUCUCAGAACAUUGUGAGCCACAACCAGGGCUACGGCGCUAUCGGCUACGCUGCUCCUGCCCGUGUCGCUAUCGCCCACUCCGCCCCUGUCGUCCACGCCGCUCCCAUCGUACACGCCGCUCCCGCCCACGGUUACAUCGCCGCUCACCAGCCUGAACCCUAUGAUGCUCACCCCAACUACGAGUUCUCGUACUCCGUCGCUGACGGCCACACCGGCGACAACAAGUCCCAGCACGAGAGCCGCGACGGUGACGUCGUACACGGCGAGUACUCCCUGGUCGAGGCUGACGGCUCCGUACGCAGGGUCGAGUACUCCGCCGACGCACACAGCGGCUUCAACGCCGUGGUCCACCGCUCCGCACCCUCCGUCCACGCUGCGCCCGUAGCCCAUGCCCCAGCCCAUGUUCUCUCAAUCGUCACUUUGAGCGCCAUCCUGGCUGUAUCAGCUGCUGGACUCUUGCCCACAGCUCACUACUCAUCGGCUGCUGCUGUUUCAUCCCAAAGCAUUGUCCGUCAUGAUCAACCCCACGGCAUUGCCGCCGCUCCAGUAGCAUAUGCUGCCCCAGUAGCCUACUCUGCCCCAGUAGCCUACGCCGCUCCCCGUCUGUCCGGCCAUGCUGUCUCUUCUCAGAACAUCGUGAGCCACAACCAAGGCUACGGCGCUAUCGGCUACGCUGCUCCUGCCCGUGUCGCUAUCGCCCACUCCGCCCCUGUCGUCCACGCCGCUCCCAUCGUACACGCCGCUCCCGCCCACGGUUACAUCGCCGCUCACCAGCCUGAACCCUAUGAUGCUCACCCCAACUACGAGUUCUCGUACUCCGUCGCUGACGGCCACACCGGCGACAACAAGUCCCAGCACGAGAGCCGCGACGGUGACGUCGUACACGGCGAGUACUCCCUGGUCGAGGCUGACGGCUCCGUACGCAGGGUCGAGUACUCCGCCGACGCACACAGCGGCUUCAACGCCGUGGUCCACCGCUCCGCACCCUCCGUCCACGCUGCGCCCGUAGCCCAUGCCCCAGCACACAUUCUGGCUCAUCAUUAAACCUAUAUUUUCAUAGACAUGUAAAUAACUAUUUAUAAACGACAAAAAUAAAUUCAUAAAAAUAA